AUGCUCAAGAUUGGUCAUGAGGUAAGGCGUCCAGGAAGGUAUCUGGGCGACGCACCUGUAACUAUUCCCGUACCCGAGGAGUUGGAGACGACUCCUGGUAUCCCGAUGAACCAGCGCGAGGUUGACUGGUACUCUCGCGAGUAUCCGGUUGAGACCAUGAACAUCACCGAGCGCGCGUCUCGGGACUGGGCCAACACUUUGCGCGACCAGCAUGCAGAGAUGCGUGAGAUCCGCAAGGAACACGACAAGCUGAAUCGCAACCUGGUUAUGGCAGCCCGCCUGACCGGUGAGCUGGAGCCCACGACUGAAUCCAAUGGCGAAGACGUUUCUGAAGUCAUUAAGCAGAAGGCACGUGAGCUUGGUUUCAUCGAAGUCGGCAUUACCGCGUUCGACAUCCGCUACGUGUAUCAGAGCAAGAAAGACUGGGUGAAAUUCCCCCACGUCGUCUGCCUGGCCUACGAGCAGGACUUCGAACCCACGCAGACCAUUCCCAGCAUUGACGCUGAGAUCGUUCACUCCAGCACGUACCGCACCGAAGGCGCGGCCGGCUUGGAGCUGGGCAACUUCAUCCGUGGCUUGGGCUACCGUGCCCAGGUUCACAGCCCCAACGACAACACCGGCCCCUAUAUCCCCAUGUUCGUGGCUGCCGGUCUUGGCUCCCUGGGCGCAUGCGGCUACCUGCUGACCCCCCACGUUGGCUCCCGCUGCCGCAUUAUGAUGAUCACCACCGACGCCAGCGUCUCUUAUGACUCGCCCGUCGACUAUGGUAUUCACGCUUUCUGUCAGGUCUGCCAGGUCUGCGUAAACCGCUGCCCGGGCCGCGCCCUGAUGCGCGACAAGAUCUGGUGGCGUGGAAUUGAGAAGAACAAGCUGUACUUCAAGCGCUGUCGGCCGGUCAUGGCUCGCUACCUCGGUUGUGGCGUGUGCAUGAAGGUUUGCCCGAUCCAGAAGUAUGGCCUGCAGAACACGAUGGAGCACUACGCCGCCACCGGACAGGUGUUGGGCAAGGGCACCCAUGACCUCGAAGGUUAUAACAUCGAGGGCAAGGGCUACUUUGGUCCUGGCGAACUCCCCAUCUUCGAGCCUGGCUUCUUCGAAAUGCCUCAUGGCGACACUGGCGAAUGGGCCUUCGAUCGUCUGCAGGACGCUGCCCGCGCUAACGGCAACGACGUAAGCGAUGAGAUGCUCGCGGAAUUCCGCACGCACGUCGUCCGCGGCCUGAACCAGAGUACCGACAACGUCGAUAUGAUGUACGAAGAGGAAGACUACAUCUAA
Messenger RNA from Geodia barretti, 1275 nucleotides. NCBI's taxonomy places the organism in Eukaryota, Metazoa, Porifera, Demospongiae, Tetractinellida, Geodiidae. The record is from the annotation of a GenBank genome assembly.